AUGCCCUCCAUCUUCACCUGGCUCCGGCGAGUCUACUCGCUGGACACCCUCGACACUCGCUUUACAUCCACCGCAAACACCGACUCGCGACGUCCCAAGGAUGCCCGCGCCAAUGCAAUCGCUCAAGGCGCGUCGCCAUCAUUAUGGCGCACCCCGGAAUUCUUCAUCUACUAUGUCUUCUUCAUUGUCCUAGUCCCAUUGAUGUUCAAAACCGUCUACGAUGCAUCCAAAGACACCACCCCGAUCUACUCGAAAUACUCACAUCUCCUAUCUUCCGGUUGGAUUCCCGGCCGUCUGGUCGACAACUCCGAUACGCAAUAUGCGAGCUUCCGCGAUAACAUCCCCCCUCUCUUCCUACUCCUCAUCGCACACCCAUUACUCCGUCGUGCCUACCAUAAUUACAUGAACCGCUCGAAGGCCGAAACGAAAUCAUCCAGUCAUGCAGUGGCUAGCGCGGGCGAAGCGAGGUUCGAACAACGCAUGCACUUCGACUUUUGGUUCGGACUGGUGUUCAUCACUGCGCUGCAUGGAGUUUCGGCCUUGAAGGUGCUUUCGAUUUUGUAUAUCAACUUCCGGAUUGGCAAGGAUGUGCCUCGCGCUUACGUGCCCGCCGCCACUUGGGGCUUCAACCUUUGCAUUCUCUUUGCCAAUGAACUAUGCGGUGGCUACCCGUUGGAGAGGAUCGUGAAGCUAUUCGUAGGAUCCGGCUCCGCGGUCGAGGAAGGCAGCAGCCUGGUUCAAUGGGCACAGGUUGUCGAUGAUCUGGGAGGACUCAUGCCGCGAUGGGAAGUUCUCUUCAAAGUUACAGUCUUGCGCCUGAUCAGCUUCAACAUGGAUAACUACUGGAGUGUUGACUACCCGGCGGCAAGUCCAAUUGAAAAGAAGCAACUUGACCCUGCAGCUCUGUCUGAUCGUGACCGCGUCAAAAUCCCCGCAGAUCCCGCAGCCUUCACUUUGCGCAAUUACAUUGCCUAUGUGCUCUACUCUCCACUGUACUUAGCUGGCCCCAUCUUGACAUUUAACGACUAUGCAUCCCAGCAGCGACACAAGGCUACAUCAGUCCUCCGUUCCCGCACCGUGAUGUACGGCAUCCGCUUUGGUCUCACUCUACUCUGCAUGGAGCUGAUCCUCCACUACAUUUACGCCGUUGCAAUCUCCAAAUCCAACCCAGAUUGGUCGGUAUUCACACCAGGCCAACUGAGCAUGCUGGCAUUCUUCAAUCUACACAUCAUCUGGCUGAAGCUCCUCAUCCCAUGGCGCUUCUUCCGCCUCUGGGCUCUCGUCGAUGGCAUCGACCCACCCGAGAACAUGGUACGAUGCAUGUCCAACAACUACUCCGCCUUCGCGUUCUGGCGAGCCUGGCACCGCUCCUACAACCGGUGGAUCGUGCGCUACAUCUACGUGCCCCUCGGCGGCGGCGGUGGCGGCCACCAAGCACCCGGAACGCCUAGACCAGCAUCGCCGCCGAAGUCGGGGUUCAUGAGCAAGUUCUUGCAAAUUCGAAACUUCCUGAUGGUGUUCACUUUCGUCGCUUUGUGGCACGAUAUCAAUCUUCGUCUACUGAUGUGGGGUUGGCUCGUUACUCUCUUCGUUCUGCCGGAGGUUCUGGGUGGUAUGAUGUUCCCUGCUCAUCGUUGGCGCUCUCGCCCGACUGCGUAUCGUGUCAUUUGCGGCAUUGGCUCCGUUGGAAACAUUUUCAUGAUGAUGGUUGCAAAUCUGGUUGGAUUUGCACUGGGAUUGGAUGGACUGAAAGAUCUACUUGCAGGCCUCACGGGCUCUUACUCAGGUCUGGCAUACUUGGUUUCGUGCUGUGUGGUGCUCUUCGUCGGCGUUCAGGUUAUGUUCGAAGUGCGUGAGGACGAGCUCCGCAUGGGCAUCAACCUGAAGUGCUGA
Molecule: messenger RNA, 1893 nt
Organism: Penicillium olsonii
Lineage: Eukaryota; Fungi; Ascomycota; Eurotiomycetes; Eurotiales; Aspergillaceae
Source: the annotation of a GenBank genome assembly